AUGGACGUCUCUGUCCGGAAAGAGCUAAGUGAUCUCGUGGAGAAGAUGACACACUCUGGGUCGCCUUCUUUGGACGACACGCAGCUAAAGAAGCUGAAGAGACUGUGCAGGUCGUCGGACGCCAACGUCCGUGCUGUUUAUGAGCUUUUCAUGGCCGAUCUGGCCAAGAAACACGCCGAAGUACGGUUGUCUGCCUUUCAGAUCGCGGCCGAGCUCUUCCCUCGUUCGCAUCUCUUUCGGCAGCUCCUCACUGGCGAAUUUCAGCGAGUGGCGGAGCUUGUGACGGGCACGGAGUCGCGACACCCACUCCCUCCUCCGGCCCCCGCGGCCAGCCGACUCAAGGAGACCAGUCUCCUAGCCAUCCGUCAGUGGAACGAGAAAUUUGGGGAGGGUUACCCCAAACUGAGGCUGGGUUUCAACCAUCUCAAGCACAGCAAGAAGGCAAGCCUCUGGCUCUCCUUCCUCAGUGUGGAUUUUGAGCGUCUGGUGGCACAAACGGAGGCAGUUCGUCGACAGAGCACGGCCAGAGAUGCGCGGAGAGACGCCCUAGCCCAGCAGAGACUCAGUGAAGUUCAUGCCGAGAUUGCUGAUCAGAAAUAUGACAUUGAGAGUGUUCUGAAGGAGAUGGAGUCGUGUUUCGAUAUUCUCGUCCCGAGAUUUUUCCCCGAGGAAGAAGAGUGCCUACCAUCACUCCAACGAACGCCGACAAGAGAGACUUUGGCAGAGGCUGGCAGUGAGAAGGCGGAGUUUCGUGGACGUGUUCUGAGUUCGGAUGGUUCAUUUGCCUCUCUUGAGAGUGGUGGAGGGAGCGAGGGUGGGGGUGAGGGAGAGGAGGGGGAAGAUGAUGCAGGGAAGGGGGUUAAGGAGGAGGGUAAUAAGGGUGAGAAGGGUGCAGAGGAUGAAGGCGAGGUUGGUGAGGAGGGAGGGAGUGAAAGUAGUGAUGAAUCGGAUGUCGAGUGGGAAGAAGUUGAUCCUCUUCCUGGGCCGUCCUCUCUGAAGGAGAAUGGCUUCGUCUAUCGGGGAACUAACAUCUCCAUACAGCUACCUACCAAGAUUCUGGUAGAGGAGACGGAGGACAAUACGAGUGUGUUGACUGCUCUGUCUGAGAGCCGCCACCUCCUCAAAGAUACCUACCUUCCCAGAGUCAACAGAUGGCUCGAGUGGCUCACAAAGGCAGGGGACGAGAAGGACCUAAAGGAGAUGAUUGACAUAAAGAGCAAUAUCCUUGACGUGCUAGAAAAACACAAAAAGUUUAACAUAGCCAUGUCGAAGUCUACGCACUCCGGUGAAGCAGGUCCUUUAUCACUACCUCUUUGCCCUUCCCCUCCACACUCUCCCUCCUCUACCACUGACUCUCAGUCCUCCAUCAUCCACCGCCCCACCACAACCACUGCUACCACGACCAGAGAGAGUCUCCGUUCCAGGGAGAGGGAAUUGGAACAGGACCCAACCACUAUUCAGGCUCAGCUUGGAGCACUUCACGGGAAAAGCAGUGAUGCCAGAGUCCAGGGGAUGGCUGAAUAUUCAAAGCAACAGCUCACUGAUGGUAGCGAAGGGCAGACGACAGCUAUCUCCAACGUACCCGUGGUCCCCUUUGAUAUGGAUCUCUACCACUGGGACAAUUCUGAGGGGAAACCCCCACCCAUCAAGAAAGUCUGUAUGUCAUCAGUCCACCAGUACUGGGGCUCAGAGCGAGACAUUGAGCUGUCUGAAGAUGAGAAGGCACUGCUCAGAUGUAGGACCAUCCAGUUCACGGGGAAAUUUGAGCCAGUGAAGUGGUCGUGUCGGGCACCGUUGCCCAGUGGGAGACUGUGUCCUCGCAGAGACAGAUUCAAAUGUCCAUUUCAUGGGCCAAUAAUUGCAAGAGACGAUCAGGGGCGCCCCUCACAGACUGCUACAGAUGAACCCUCCACAUCGGGCAAAACCUCCACACAACCAGAUGCACCUUCUUCUAACAUCAGUGAGGCAGACUACAAUGACAUCGAGGCAGCCGUUUUUGCCUCCAAAGGACUUGAGCCUCCGACACAACAAAAGGGAAAGAAAAGAAAGGGAGGUCGCCAGAAGAAGCAUCCUGGACUCACUGAUAUUGCAGCUCAGACGGACACACCAAGGAACAGGCUGGAGCACCGCAUCUUCAGCAAGCGAGCUGUGAAAAGAGUUGCAGAUGUGAUUGACGCAGCCAACGCCCGGCGCCAUCGCGACAAGUUUGGAGACUCGUUUAACUACGCCCUCGAAAAAUAACGGAUCCCCGAAAGUGAAAACCAUAAAGCUCCGAUGUUUUUCCCCUCACUCUCCGUGUAUGUGCACAGAGGUUAAAAUGAUAUUCUCAAACAAAGAUAGCAGAUUGCGAGAGAGAUCAAAAUAAUGAAAGACGCACCAUCGCUAGCACACACACAGAGCAUAUAUACAACAGAUGUACGGAAGAAAGGGUCAGCAAAUUCCAUUUUCAAUGGGAUUUUAACAGAUGUGACAGUAGCAGUGUCAGUUAGGCGGAGGUGGGCGGUGCAACAUUCAGCUUAUGUUGUGUGGUAGGUGAGCGAGGUGCAACACCUCUCUGGUCUGUACUCUUUGUCGGCGGUGGCAUCAACGGAACCUUUCUACUGCUCUCUGCGACACUGUUUCCAGGCACUGCAGUGUUCUGCUUCAUCCUGUUGGUGGCCUGUCUGCUGCCCGCACCGCUUCUGAUCAUCUCUUCUAUCAUCUGUUCUUGUCGUGCGAGGACCGAGGAACGAACGCCCGCCCCACCACUUCCACCGUGUGAGCUCUUGGGUUUGAGCAUGGAGGGGAAGAAGGUGGCAGGUGGGAGACUAGGUGGGUGGCUCUGCUGGAGGACUGGAGGUAGGGAAACCACUGGUUGGCCAUUGCUCAUAUCAAUGACAAACUUCUCCUGGUUAUCGAGGCUCUUGCUUGGGAACUUAAUGGGAGGAUCAGGGACAGCUUUUCGGGGUCGAGUCGUGUGCGACAGUGGUUGAGGUUUCUUGAGUGUGGUGCGGGUCAGCACUACAGGCUUGUCUGGGAGCAGAACCUGUUUUGGUGGAACGGCAGGCUUCUUGGCUCUGGCAGGUGCUGAUGGUACGAGUGGAGGUGGCAGCGGUUUCCGUGGAAUAGU
Geodia barretti is the source of this 3109-nucleotide messenger RNA. The record is from the annotation of a GenBank genome assembly. NCBI's taxonomy places the organism in Eukaryota, Metazoa, Porifera, Demospongiae, Tetractinellida, Geodiidae.